AUGCCUGAAGGCCGCAACUCGCCCGAGCCCGAGCGCCAAACCGGCGCACAGGUGCACGACGUGAUGGGAUCCGGCCAGACUUCGUCGGAUCAUGACGCGAACAAGCAUUCGGAACAGUCUGGCAGCAGCACCGGAAACCUGACAUCUAACCCAAAGGGUCCGUUGGAGGACGUGGUGAAGGAGAAGUUUGACGGGAAACUGCGCGAGUAG
Grosmannia clavigera kw1407 is the source of this 210-nucleotide messenger RNA. RefSeq lists its product as uncharacterized. Lineage: Eukaryota; Fungi; Ascomycota; Sordariomycetes; Ophiostomatales; Ophiostomataceae. The transcript has 2 exons. Bases 1 to 210 code for a protein of 69 amino acids. The record is from RefSeq and is a predicted model, not a curated record.